AUGGAAUUUUUGAACUCAGCAGUUGAGAAAAACACCACCUUUGUGCAAUCUGCAUAUUUUAUAAUAAGUGGGUUCAUUGGCAUACCUAAUAUUAGAUAUUAUUUCGUCUUUCUAUGUUUUAUUUACAUUUUUUCAGUGGUGGGAAACUCUUUAGUGAUGACUGUAAUAAUUUUGGAUCGUAUGUUGAGAAGUCCUAAAUAUAUUGCAGUUUUUAAUCUUGCACUUACAGACCUGUUAAGUAGCUGUGCUUUGGUGCCAAAGGUUCUUGACAUUUCUCUGUUUAACCAUUAUUAUAUCUCUUACAACAACUGCUUGACUUUCAUGUUUUUCUGCUUUACUUUAAUUUCAAUGCAGGCUUUUAAUCUAGUUGUAUUGUCCUUUGACAGAGUCAUGGCUAUCAUGUACCCGCUGCACUAUCAAAUGAGAGUGAGCCACAAGGUCAUUCUGUCUUUGAUUGCUUUUUUCUUCCUUUUGGCCAUCACUCUUACACUCAUUGCAGUUGGCCUUCUCACAAGACUUUCCUUCUGUAAGUCUGUGAUUAUUCAGAGCUAUUAUUGUGAUCAUGGUCCUAUGUAUCGUCUUGGCUGCAAUGAUGUUACCCCUAAUUAUAUAAUUGGGUUUUUGGCAAUAAUUCUUGUUCUUGCAUUUCCACUGGCAUUUAUCGUGGGAAGUUACUGCUGUAUCGGUUAUUCUUUGUCAAAAUUUCUACAUUUAGGGAAAGAGUGA
Molecule: messenger RNA, 726 nt
Organism: Oreochromis niloticus (Nile tilapia)
Lineage: Eukaryota; Metazoa; Chordata; Actinopteri; Cichliformes; Cichlidae
Product: olfactory receptor 1500-like
Exons: 1
Coding region: 1-726 (241 amino acids)
Biological process (GO): G protein-coupled receptor signaling pathway
Cellular component (GO): plasma membrane
Molecular function (GO): G protein-coupled receptor activity; olfactory receptor activity
Source: RefSeq, a predicted model, not a curated record